ACCUAUAUUUCGCUCGUCUUUGGCCUCUUAUCCUGACUAUUGUUUACAAUACGACGUUGUAAUUUAUUUAGUUAAAUAUAUAAUUGUUUUUUAUUAAUUAAUGCUAUUUUUAAUCAAUAUAGAUAAUUGAUAAAUAAAAUGUAUCAAUUAGGUUAACUGAAGUACAGCCUUGAAAGGAGAAACGAACGGAUACUUAAAAAUUACUUCUGAAUCUUCUGAAAAUAAAUUGCACUUUAAAUACAAUGGCUAGAUUUAAAAAAUGCACAGAAAAAGAUAUAUCUGUAUUACUUGAAACAAGUUCGGAAUCAAAUGUUGAAGAAUUAGACGAAUCUUAUAUUCCAAAAAAGAGCACAGAUAACGAUUCUUUUGAUCUUUCCGAUUCAGAACAAAUCUUUGAACAUAACAAACAUUUCUUGUUACGAACUAAUGCAUUGCAGAAGGAGCAAGCCUCUCUACGUCUGAAGUUGAGACGUUCUACAGAACAGAGUAUGUAUAAAAUAGAUACUGAAUCGGAGGAUGAAAGACCUAAGAGAUUAACUAGAAAUGCAAAACGUCAUUUGAAAGAUUUGCAAGAUGAAAAUCAAAUGCCACGUAAAGGUGCAAGAGUUAUAAAGUUACCUAAAAGAUAUUCAGUAUAUGAGUGUAAUUCGCCUAACAAUAAAUCACAAGUAUCUUUACAGAGAGAUCAGAUUAAUUAUGAUGAAAAGAAGCUACUUUUAAAUUCACUGGAUUCUUUUGAUAUGAGAAAACAAGAAACCAAAAAAGAUGUAGUUGAAAGUGAUGAUUCAGAUUGCGUUUGUGUUAAUUUUAUUCCAAAGACACCAUCUACAAGAUCAAAAUUGAAAUUUAAUAAACAAAAUCCUGCUCAUUCUGCAGAAGAUACCAAAGAUAAUACUCCUAAAGUUCAUAGAACCAGAUCGAAAUAUACAUCUCCUUCUAUGGAUGAAGAAAUUAAAUUAAAAAAAGAUAAUACAGAUAAAGUAUUAUCUAGUAACAAAAUGUAUCUUGAAACGGAUGCAAGACAAAAUGUUUCGCUUGAGAAUACUCCUAAAAGAUCAAGAAGUCAAAAAAGUGCUCGUAAAACUAUUUUAAGUAUGUCUAAUAAACGUGAAUCAGUAUACACAGAUGAGAAUAAGAGCAAGGCUGACAAGGUGAAAGUUGUUCACAAAGUUGAUAAAGAUUUGUCUAUAAAAACUCGUCAAAGGAAUGACAAAGGUAUUGAAUCAUCAGUAAUGCAGAAUGAUUUAAAUACUCCACAGGUUCGUGCAUUGAAGCAGGGUGCUUUGACACCAUCUAUGAAAAUGAGAACUGAUAUCCUAGCUAAACCAAUUACACCAUUGCAAGAAAUCAGAACUAGAUUGCAUGUCAGUGCAGUGCCUAAGUCACUACCUUGCAGAGAAGAGGAGUUCAAUAACAUUUAUACGUUCCUGGAAAGCAAAUUAAUGGACAAAAGCGGAGGAAGUAUCUAUAUAAAUGGUGUCCCAGGUACAGGAAAAACUGCCACUGUAAAUGAGGUUGUGAAAUGUUUAAAGAGAUCUGUGGAGAAGGGUAAAUUAGACAAUUUUGAUUUUGUUGAGAUUAAUGGUAUGAAAUUAUCUGAGCCCAGGCAAGCCUAUGUACAGAUUCUAAAGCAACUGACUGAAAAAGUUUUAACAUGGGAACAAGCAUAUAAUAUGUUAGAAAAGAGAUUUAACAGUAAUGCCAAGAGACCAGUGACAUUGCUACUUGUAGAUGAGCUUGAUUUAUUAUGUACAAAACGACAAGAUGUAAUAUAUAAUCUAUUGGAUUGGCCUACAAAAGCCUCUGCUCGAUUAGUAGUUAUUACUAUUGCCAAUACUAUGGAUCUUCCAGAAAGAGUUUUAAUGGGUAGAGUCACGUCACGAUUAGGUCUUACCCGAGUAACUUUUGAACCAUACAAUUAUAAACAAUUGUACGAGAUAGUGUUAACCAGACUUAAAAAUACAGAUAUUUUUGAAAAUGAAAUUAUACAAUUAAUUGCACGUAAGGUAUCCGCAGUAUCAGGCGAUGCUCGCCGCGCUUUGGACAUUUGUCGCCGAGUGGCAGAAAUUACUGAAACACAUAAUAAUACUACAGUAAGCGUACAAGACGUAAAUGAAGCUUUGUCGGAGAUGAUAAUAAAUCCAAAAGUUCAAGCGAUAAAACAUUGCUCAAGAUUUGAGCAAAUAUUCUUGCAAGCUGUAUGUGUGGAAGUCAAACGAAUUGGUGUGGAAGAAGUUUGUUUCAUAAAUGUUUAUAGACAAUUUGAAUCUCUAUGUUCCUUUGACGGUUACAAAACACCCAAUAUUACUCAGACGCUUGAUAUUUGUGCAAAGUUAGGUGAUUAUAGAUUGUUAAUAUGCGAAUAUUCAGGUAGUGAUAUCCAUCAAAAAAUUUUAUUGAAUAUUUCAAAAGAUGAGAUGCAUUAUGCGUUACAAAAAAUUGAUUUUGAUUGAAGUAUGCAAAAUAUGAAUGAAUAUCCAUCAUCUUUUAUUAAUGUAAUUUAUUUCAUUAGUUUAAUUUAUUAUGCAAAAAACGUAUGUGUGUGCUUUUUUUUUAUGAAUUACGACAUUACAAUUUACUUUAGCUUGCACAAAUAUAUAUUUUUUAAAUAUUGUAAUAAACAUUAAAAUAUAAAUACAAUUUCCAAUGA
Messenger RNA from Wasmannia auropunctata (little fire ant), 2650 nucleotides. It is a transcript of the gene Orc1, whose product is annotated as origin recognition complex subunit 1. Bases 243 to 2453 code for a protein of 736 amino acids. Gene Ontology annotation, cellular component: nuclear origin of replication recognition complex. The transcript is spliced from 5 exons. Gene Ontology annotation, molecular function: DNA replication origin binding; ATP binding; ATP hydrolysis activity. Gene Ontology annotation, biological process: mitotic DNA replication checkpoint signaling; DNA replication initiation. Lineage: Eukaryota; Metazoa; Arthropoda; Insecta; Hymenoptera; Formicidae. The record is from RefSeq and is a predicted model, not a curated record.